CGGACCCCCCCAGGAUGGCGGCGAAGGCCCCCACCCCCAUCGAAGCCGAGCUGUACUACCUGAUCGCCCGGUUCCUGCAGUCCGGACCCUGCAGCAGAUCGGCCCAGGUGCUGGUGGAGGAACUGGAGGAGCACCAGCUGAUCCCGCGGCGCCUGGACUGGGAGGGCAAGGAGCACCGCCGCACCUUCCACGACCUGGUGGCGGCCAACGCCCACAUCCCCCCGAACUACCUCCUGAAGAUCUGCGAGCGGGUCGGCCCGCUGCUGGAGAGGGAGAUCCCGCAGAGCGUGCCCGGGAUCCAGACGCUGCUGGGCGGGGGCCGCCAGUCCCUGCUGCGGGCGGCGAAAGACUGUCGCCACACGCCGUGGAAUGGCUCGGCCUUCGCCGCCCUGCGCCGGGGAAGACCUCCGGAGCUGCCCGCCAACUACGUGAAGCCUCCAAACGUGGUGAACAUCACCUCGGCCCGACAGCUGACCGGGUGCGGCCGUUUCAGCCACAUGCUCCCCACGUCUGCCUACCAGCACAUGAAGAUGCACAAGAGGAUUCUGGGCCACCUGUCAUCCGUCUACUGCGUGGCGUUCGACCGCAGCGGGCGGCGGGUCUUUACUGGCUCCGACGACUGCCUAGUCAAGAUCUGGGCCACGGACGACGGGCGCCUGCUGUCCACGCUGCGGGGCCACUCGGCCGAGAUCUCGGACCUGGCGGUCAGCUACGAGAACACGCUCCUCGCCGCGGGCAGCUGCGACAAGGUGGUCAGGGUGUGGUGUCUCCGGACCUGUGCGCCGGUGGCGGUGCUGCAGGGCCACGCCGCCUCCAUCACCUCCAUCCAGUUUUGCCCAGCGAGGAAAGGCACGACGCGGUACCUCACCUCCACUGGUGCCGACGGAACCAUCUGCUUCUGGCAGUGGCACGCCAGCACCAUGAAGUUCAAAGACCGGCCCGUGAAGUUUGCCGAGAGAUCCAGGCCCGGCGUUCAGAUCUCCUGCUCAUCGUUUAGUUCCGGAGGCAUGUUCAUCGCGACGGGUAGCACUGACCACGUGAUCCGAGUCUAUUACUUGGGCUCAGAGGCCCCAGAGAAGAUCGCUGAGUUAGAGUCGCACACGGACAAAGUGGUCGCGGUCCAAUUUUGUAACAACGGAGACAGCCUGCGCUUCGUGAGCGGCAGCCGCGACGGGACAGCCCGGAUCUGGCAAUACCAGCAGCAGGAGUGGAGAGGCACGGUGCUCGACAUGGCCACCAAGAUGACGGGGAGCAGCGGGCCGGCCGGGGAGGACAAAGUGACCAAGCUGAAGGUGACCAUGGUGGCGUGGGAUCGCUGCGACGUGACGGUCAUCACCGCUGUCAACAAUUUCCUGCUGAAGGUGUGGCACUCCAGCUCGGGGCAGCUCCUGCACACGCUGUCGGGCCAUGACGACGAGGUGUUCGUCUUGGAAGCGCAUCCCUUCGACCCCAGGAUCCUCCUCUCGGCCGGCCACGACGGGAACAUCUUCGUCUGGGACCUGGACAAGGGAACCAAGAUCCGCAAUUACUUUAACAUGAUCGAGGGCCAAGGCCACGGGGCCGUGUUCGACUGUAAGUUCUCUCCGGACGGACAGCAUUUCGCCUGCACGGAUUCUCACGGACACCUGCUGCUCUUCGGUUUUGGGUGCAGUCAGUACUACGAGAAGAUUCCAGACCAGAUGUUCUUCCACACCGACUACCGGCCCCUGAUCCGGGACAGCAACAACUACGUGCUGGACGAGCAGACCCAGCAGGCGCCCCACCUUAUGCCCCCGCCGUUCCUGGUAGACGUGGACGGGAACCCCCACCCCCCGCGCUUCCAGCGGCUCGUGCCCGGCCGCGAGAACUGCAAGGAGGAGCAGCUGAUCCCCCAGCUGGGAUACGUGGCAAAUGGGAACGGGGAGGUGGUGGAGCAGGUGAUCGGUCAGCAGACGAGUGAGCGGGAGGAGAGCAUCCUGGAUGGAAUAAUCAGGGAGCUGCAGAGAGAGCAGGACCUCCGACUGAUUCACGGAGGGGAGACCCUUCCGAACCCUCCCCCCGGCCCACCCCGACCGGGCUCUGUCAGCAGCGCCCCGCGCGGUCCCACUGGGCCGGACGUGGCAUCGCCCCCGAACGUGGGCCUCCGGCGCAGCGGCCAGAUCGAGGGCGUCCGGCAGAUGCACCACAACGCACCGCGCAGCCAGAUCGCCACCGAGAGGGACCUCGUGGCUUGGAGCCGACGGGUGGUGGUCAAUGAGCUGAACCCGGGGGUCAGCCGGGUCCAGGAGGAGCGCCGGGCCGCCAAGGGGGACGUAGAAGUGAGUCUGUACACCGUCGAGAAGAAGAGGAAACCCUGUCACGUCACCCAGAGGAGCGAGUACCAGCCUGGCAGCGGGCGCUCCCUACGUAGAACCCAGCGCAAGCGCCAGCACACGUACCAGACCCGCUCCACCAUCGAGCACAGCCAGCAGGCAGCCGGCCAGAGCCCCGGCGCUCAGGACGACUCGGACAGCUCCUCGGAGGAAGACCAGACGGUGGGCACCAGCGACGUGUCGGUCGAUGAAGCCGUGGCCGAGUGGCAGAGCGACAGCUCCUCCAGUGACUCGUCGAGCGAAUAUUCCGACUGGACCGCGGACGCGGGCAUUAACCUGCAGCCCCCCAAGAGGCAGACCCGACAGGCGGCCCGCAAGAUCUGCAGCAGCUCCGAGGACGAGAACGGGAAGGAGCCCAGGUCGCCAGAAGAGAAGCGGAAGAGGCCCAAGGCCACUCGGAGAAAGAAGCCGGGCGGGCUGCUCGCUGCCGAAGGGGAGGGGGCCCCCCGCGAGGACUGGUUUGCCCCCCAAUGGAUCCUGGACACCAUCCCUCGCCGUUCCCCCUUUGUCCCGCAGAUGGGUGAUGAGCUCAUCUAUUUCAGGCAAGGCCACGAAGCUUACGUGCGGGCCGUCAGGAAGGCCAAGAUCUACAGUGUGAACCUGCAGAAGCAGCCGUGGAACAAAAUGGAUCUCAGGGAACAAGAGUUGGUGAAGACUGUGGGCAUCAAAUACGAGGUGGGGCCGCCCACUCUCUGCUGCCUGAAAUUGGCCUUCCUCGAGCCCACCUCAGGCAAGAUGACCGGAGAGGCCUUCUCAAUCAAGUACCACGAUAUGCCAGACGUCAUCGACUUCCUCGUGCUGCAUCAGUUCUAUAACGAGGCCAAAGAACGGAACUGGCAGAUUGGGGAUCGGUUUCGCAGUAUAAUAGAUGAUGCCUGGUGGUUCGGGACCGUGGAGAGUCAGCAACCUUUCCAGCCGGAGUAUCCUGACAGCUCCUUCCAGUGCUACAGCGUGCACUGGGACAACAACGAGAGAGAGAAGAUGAGCCCAUGGGACAUGGAGCCGAUUCCAGAAGGAACGGCCUUUCCCGAGGAAGUGGGGGCCAGCGUCCCGGUGUCUCCAGAGGAGCUGAAGGCCCUGCUGUACCAACCGCAGGAGGGGGAGUGGGGUGCCCGCUCCCGAGAUGAGGAGUGCCAGCGCGUCAUCCAGGGCAUCAGUCACCUGCUGACCCUGGAUUUUGCCAUCCCCUUCGCUGUCCCCGUGGACCUGAGCGCUUACCCGCUGUAUUGCACUGUCGUCGCAUACCCCACCGACCUCAACACCAUCAGGAGGAGACUGGAAAACCGCUUUUAUCGGAGGAUCUCCGCGCUGAUGUGGGAGGUGCGCUACAUUGAGCACAACGCCCGGACCUUCAACGAGCCCAACAGCCCGAUCGUCAAAGCCGCCAAAAUCGUCACCGACGUCCUGCUCCGCUUCAUCGGGGACCAGAGCUGUUCGGACAUCCUGGACACGUACAACAAGGUGAAGGCCGAAGGCUUGAGCAGCACCGAUGAGGAGGAGGAGGCAGAAGUGGUCGACGUGGAUUCGGACGGCCCCGGGACAUCAUCUGGAAGGAGAGUGAAGCGGGGCCGGCCGGCAGCGGCCUGGCAGAGGCAAUGCCAGGAGCUUCUGAGCCUCAUCUACGAGCGGGAAGAUUCAGAGCCGUUCCGGCAGCCGCCCGGGGACCGCUUCUCCCAGCCCGGCCAGCCCCCACCCGAAGGACGGCCUCCGGAACCCCCCGAUGAGGGCAACCCGCAAGAGACGCCUCUUCCCUCUGUGGUAGGCCUGGCUGUCCCCAUCUCAGCGACGCACGCUUGGGUUGUGUUCUGUGCUCCAGUGCCUCUGGACACGCACGUGGUCCCGCUCCUUUCCACACCCUGCGGGCCCAGGGAGCAUCGGGCUCUGCCCUGCCCCACGGACGAGAAGGGCUGUCGGCUCGACAGACGGAUCUGCUUCCGGGGUGGCAUGGCCAGGGAAGGCGGUGUCGGCGGUGGCUCGGGAGCCCUCGGCCCCGGCUCUCCGUUUCCCAACGCCACGCUACUAAGGAUGGAAAAUGCGGACCUGGACUCUCGCUGCCCACCGUGGUUGGGACUGGUCCAGCGCCCGCCUCCUGCCCGGUGCCUCUGCCAGCCGCCCACGCCACCGGCCGCCCCCGGCCCCGAUGUGGGAAGUGGCCUGAGUCACCGGAGUCAGUUGGCCGAGGUGGAGUGCAGGGGCAGCGGGGAGGCCCUGCGGCCCAUCGCGGGUGCCCAGCCGACUGCCUGGAAGAUGGGGUCCCCGGGGACGGUCGAUCGCACGUCCCCACCGCCGGCGCUGCGGGGGCUGACACCCCUGCACCCGGUAUCGUCACAGAGAGAAGGGUCUGCCCCCACCGCCAGUCUGGGACGUGGCGACCGACGCGCCCCUCCAGCCUGCUCUGCCCGGGGUCCAAGGGGACCCAGGCCGCAUGUGCUUGGCAUUGGGCGCUGCCCGGUGGUUGUCGGGGGGCCCACAUCUGGGUGGCCUUCAGGUGACGAUCCCGGGCUGUGUCGGCAGGACCCUCAGGACCACCAAGCCGUCGCCACACCCAUGGACUUCAGCACCGUGAAGCAGACACUGGAGGCGGGGAGAUACGCCAGCCCCCUGGAGUUCUACAAGGACAUCCGCCUCAUCUUCACCAACUCCAAGGCCUACACCCCAAACAAGAGGUCCAGGAUCUACAGCAUGACCCUGCGGCUGUCGGCCCUGUUUGAAAACCACAUCAAAAGCAUCAUCUCCGAGUACAAGUCGGCUCCGCGGGGCCGGGGGCGGAGGAGGCCGCGCUACCGCAAGCGCCUGCGCAGCAGCAGCAGCAGCAGCGGCGAUGGUGGAGGGGACGGCGGGGACGGCAGCGAUGGCAGCUCCCCGGCCAGCAGUCGAGCAUCCAGCCCGAAGGCAAAGCAGAGGUUCACCAAGGGGCCGCCCAGAACCACCCAGAAUGCCCCGCUGCCCUUGACCAGGACCAGCUCUUCCGUCUCCUCUCAUGUUUCAGACAUCGCAGAAGAGCCCCCCGAGCGCAGCGGGGUCCAGGAGAUGGACGUCCCGGCGGCGACGAGCUGGGCCGGCACCGAUCCGGGGAGAGGGAGAAGCCCCCGGGGCAAAGUCACCCCCGUUAAACAAGCCGAGUCCCCCAACGGGCCGCCGAGCAGCGGGGACGGCGGUGGCAGUGGCAGCAGCGGAGGCAGAGAGGCUCGGGCCGGAGUCAAGAGGAAACUGCUCUCGGGGUCCGAGGAGGAGGAGGAGAGCUGCAGGGACGAGGAGGGGGAUGAGGACGAUGACGGGGAGGGUGACGACGAGGAGGAGGAGGAGGACAGGGAGAAGAAGGAAGCCAGAGAGAAGCCUCACCCGCUUUCAUCGGACAGCGGCGAGUCGGCAUCCAGCUCCGACUCGGACUGCACAUCCCGGACGGACCGGGACUUUGUGGAUGGGGACCACGACUACAGCAAAGCGGCCCCUUCCAGGGCCCGGAGGAAGUUCCGCCCGGACCCGGCCGACGGCAGGAGACCCUGGAAGACGAGAGGAGCCGCUGGACGGGGCCGCUGGGGCCGCUGGGGCCGCCGCGGCCGGGGGGGGCGGGGAGGCGGGGGCCGGGGCCGGGGCGGCCGCGGACGGGGCGGCCGCGGACGGGGCAGCCGCGGACGGGGAGGCCGGGGGGCCGCCCGAGCCAAGCGGGCCCGCCUGACCCCGGAUGAGGAGCCGGAGGGCCCGUGGGCCGGUUGCGGCGGCCGGCCCCCCGGCAUCAGGACGCGGAACCAAGGCCGCAGGACGGUGCUGUACCACGACGACUCGGACAACGACAGCUUCCUGCCCGUCUUCGACCCGCUCAACCUGGGCACCUCGCGCUCGGGCCGCGUGCGCAAGAUGACCGAGAAAGCCAGGGUCAGCCACCUCAUGGGCUGGAACUGCUGACCCCGGGGGGCCGCC
Molecule: messenger RNA, 6272 nt
Organism: Tachyglossus aculeatus (Australian echidna)
Lineage: Eukaryota; Metazoa; Chordata; Mammalia; Monotremata; Tachyglossidae
Gene: BRWD3
Product: bromodomain and WD repeat domain containing 3
Biological process (GO): regulation of cell shape; cytoskeleton organization; regulation of transcription by RNA polymerase II
Cellular component (GO): nucleus
Molecular function (GO): protein binding
Source: RefSeq, a predicted model, not a curated record